Messenger RNA from Penicillium odoratum, 567 nucleotides. RefSeq lists its product as uncharacterized. The record is from RefSeq and is a predicted model, not a curated record. The transcript has 3 exons. Lineage: Eukaryota; Fungi; Ascomycota; Eurotiomycetes; Eurotiales; Aspergillaceae. The coding region runs from base 1 to 567 and encodes 188 amino acids.
AUGUUGUCAAUCAUUAUGGCAGUCCUGGCCUCAGCCACCAUAGUCAGCGCUCAGUACACGCCCACUAUCGAACCAAGCUCAGUACCCCUAGUCCAGCGUGAGGGAUGGUGCAAUUCCCAAAUACAAUCCUGUCCACUCCUUUGCCUCCAAAUGGCCAACACCACUGGCGCGCUGACAAACGACUGUUCUCCCAAAACCCUCGACUACCAAUGCAUAUGCAGCAACGGCAUCUCCCCGAACUCCUCGGAGUACUCCCUGACAAUGCCAUACUUUAUCUGCACUGAAGCCAAUAACCAGUGUGUUACCAAGUGCACCGAUUCUACAUGCCAGGGUGCUUGUCGCUCGGAUCACCCUUGUGGUGCUCAACAUCCCGUCCGCGUCAAUGUUACUAAUGCUACUGCUACUCCUUCGGCGAAGGUUGCUGUCACUACUACGUCGUCGGUCGCGCUUGGGACUUCUACUGCGACGGGGAUGGCGUCAAGGAUGUUAGCUGGGGAUAUGGGGUAUUUGUAUGGGCUCUGUGGUCUUGUUGGUGGAUUCGUCGUGGGCUUUUCUGCUUUGCUUUAG